UUCCAUGGGUGCCCCGUCGCUCGGGGCACCCCCGGGCGGUGCUGCGGGGUGGGGGCGGGGAUGGAGGGGGGUGCACGGGGGAGGAGAGCAUCCAGGGGCUCCCCCGUCCCGCCCUCAUGGGGGGGAUCACCCCCUUAAAAUCAUGACACCCCCUGGAGAGAGGGGUGGGCUGACUCCUGCCGGCAACUCAUCGCCCCCCCCCCCCCGUAGCCCCCCGUUGCGGCGAGGGGCGGGCUCGGGGGUGGGGGGGGAUAGGAAAGGCGUGCGGCCCCUUUAAAUUUACCCAGGAGCCCUUAAAGGAGCCCCAGGGGCCCCACGGCAGCGUCCCCACCCCGGUCGGCCCCCGCCCGCCGCCGCCACCGCCCCGGGCCCCGCCAUGGAGCCCCCGGCCCCCCACCCCGCCCCCGGCCCGCUCCCGGCCGGCCCAGCCCCUUCCCCGCGGGGGCUGCGCCGGAGCCUGGAGCUGCAGAAAGCCCGGGAGAAAGCCCGGGAGAAAGCCCGGGAGCAGCCCCAAAAACCCCGGGACAAAGCCCAGGAGCAGCACCGGGAGAAGCCCCAGGAGAAGCUCUGGGAGCAGCCCCAGAAGCCCCGGGACAAACCCCAGGAGAAGCCCCAGGAGAAGCCCCAGGAGAAGCUCCAGGAGCAGCUCCAGAAUCCCCGGGAGCAGCUCCGGGAGCAGCCCCAGAAGCCCCGGGAGCAGCUCCGGGAGAAGCCCCAGGAAAUGCUCUGGGAUCAGCCCCAGAAGCCCCGGGAGCAGCCCCGGGAGCAGCCCCGGGACUGGCGGGCGUCGCGGCCGGGCCGGAGCCGGGUGCCGGGCCGGGACCACCGCCGGUACUACCACGAGCGCUGGCGCGCCGAGUACCUGAUGGAGUUCAACGCGGCGCGGCACGGCAUGCGCUGCCUGGUGUGCGGCAGCGCCCUGGCCACGCUCAAGCUCAGCACCAUCAAGCGCCACAUCCGCCAGAAACACCCCUACUCGGGCGCCUGGGGGCCCCGCGAGAAGCAGCUGGUGCUGCGCUCCUGGGACGCCCACCCGGGACAGCCCCCCCGGCCCGAGGGACCCCCCGGCGGCGCCCGCGGGACAGGGCCCCGUCCCCCGUCCCCGAGGGCCACCAAGGUGUCCCCGGGGGGGGUGGCGGUGGUCGGGGACUCGCUGCGGGGGUGGCUGCGGGCCGAGCUGCUGCUGGACCUGGAGGCCGGGGGCCACCGGCUGCGCUGCCUCCUGUGCGCCUGUCCCCUGCCCUCGCUGCACCUCGGGGACAUCCGGCGGCACGCGCUGGCCGCGCACCCCGACAGCCUGCGGGGACAGCGGGGACACGGCCGGUGA
This is a messenger RNA of Vidua chalybeata, 1327 nucleotides long. It is a transcript of the gene ZFTA, whose product is annotated as zinc finger translocation associated. NCBI's taxonomy places the organism in Eukaryota, Metazoa, Chordata, Aves, Passeriformes, Viduidae. The record is from RefSeq and is a predicted model, not a curated record. Gene Ontology annotation, biological process: negative regulation of DNA-templated transcription. The transcript has 3 exons. Bases 377 to 1327 code for a protein of 316 amino acids.